Molecule: messenger RNA, 1008 nt
Organism: Lates calcarifer (barramundi perch)
Lineage: Eukaryota; Metazoa; Chordata; Actinopteri; Centropomidae
Gene: pigf
Product: phosphatidylinositol glycan anchor biosynthesis, class F
Exons: 5
Coding region: 133-792 (219 amino acids)
Biological process (GO): GPI anchor biosynthetic process
Cellular component (GO): endoplasmic reticulum membrane
Source: RefSeq, a predicted model, not a curated record
UCCAUGUUUACGGAAGAGGCCAUUCAUCCAUGCAUUCAACCCAUUCCGUACAACCGCUGCUAAAUUAACAUUUUAAAAGGCUUUAUUUUGGAUUUGGUCUUAGUUUCGUCAUAGAUAGGUAAAGUAACAGUCAUGUGGGACCAUGAAAUCAGAGCCAUGGCGUCCACGCACGCCGUCAUCGCCGCUUCGGUGUUCAUGGCGACCGUCGUACCUGCGGUGUUCGUGCAGGGUUUCUCGGUGUAUGGGACUCACCUGCUGUGGCUCUACUCCGUGUCCGGUACAGUGACCGCAGUCAGUGUCGCCGUUUUCUGGCUGCUCGGUAUCACACCGCCCACCAAGAAGCACACGCUGGGAUACAAGCUGUCCAGGUUGUUCCGUUCCUGUCUGUACUUCUUCCUGUCGUGCCUGUUCUUUCACACUGUGGUGGUUCUUUAUGGAGCUCCACUGAUUGAAUCUGCCUUAGAGACGUUCUCCCUGGCUGUGCUGCUGACCUCUCUAACCACAUUGAGGUGUCUCUGUGUCCUUGGGCCCAACGUCCAGGCCUGGAUACGAGUGUUCAGUCGGCAUGGAGCUAUGUCUGUGUGGGACACCUGCCUCCAGAUUACGGUCACCUGCACAGUGGUAGGAGCCUGGGUUGGAGCCUUCCCUCUACCUCUGGACUGGGACAGGCCGUGGCAGGUUUGGCCUGUUUCCUGCAGUCUGGGCGCCAUGAUUGGCUUCCUGACCGGCCUUGUUGCUGCUCCCGCUUGGAUCCACUAUCAUCGCAAACAGCUCACUUACAAGUGCAAGUGAUAGAACAGACACAUGUUUGUAUGCCCGUGUGAGUGUUCCUGUUGAGUUCGUUUAAGUUUUUACUCAUUAUUUAUUGGGUAUGUUCAGUCUGUGCGCAGCCUGUAGGAAAGAUGAUUUUGUAAUAACAGCAAUAAGACUUAAGAUUAUUUUGUACAUCUGAAGGCUGAAUCUGCUCCUGAAGAUUUUUGACAUGAAUAAAAUAUUACUUCUGCAACA